UCCUGGCGCCUGGCGCCUGGUGCCGGACGCCCGGGUACUGGGGGAUUAUUGCGUCUGCUCCCCGACCAGGGAAGGUGUGGGCUUGGCCGGCUCUCAGGUUCCCGCUGGACUCCGGGAAGAUGACGGCGUCUCGCGCGCCGUGCGCCACCCGUGGCUUUCGCCCCGAAAAGCGCUUAUCUUGGCGCCUGGUCGGGUUCCUUUUGGUGGCCCCAGUGCUUCUGCUCUGUCUAAACUCCGAUGCGUGUGGUAAGCCACCAAAAUAUGAAACUAUGGACCUCAAGGGUACCCCUAAGGAGUAUUAUGAAGUUGGGGAGAGAAUAUAUUAUCAGUGUCAUCCAGGAUACAUAACUGUGCGACCCGUCAUGGCUUAUUGUGAACAGAAUCACUCAUGGUUCCCUAUCGAAGAAGCUUGUUACAAAAAAGCGUGUGAUGAUCCCAUAUUCCACAAUGGUGAAGUCGUUGCCCCAAAUUACUCCUUUCAGUUUGAUAAUGAAGCUCACUUUUAUUGUGAUGAGGGUUAUUACUUAUCAGGAAAACAAGUUGUACUUUGUAACCGUCGUGGAAAUGAUGUGUUUUGGGGUGAUGAAUUACCGAAGUGUAAGAAGAUUUACUGUAAACCACCUGCAAAAAUAAAAAAUGGAAAAUACAGCAAUAGUCACAGAGCUAUAUUUGAAUAUAAUGAAUUAAUUACUUAUACUUGUGAUCCUUCAAAUGGACCAGAUGAAUUUUCACUUGUUGGAAACAGCAAACUUAUUUGUGUUGAGACUAACAAGUGGAGUAGUGCCCCUCCUCAGUGUAAAGUGGUCAGAUGUCAAUAUCCAGUAGUUGAACAUGGAAAACUGGUAUCAGGAAUCAGAGACAAAUAUUCCUACCAAGCAGUGGUUCUAUUUGAAUGCCUCCCAGGCUUCUAUCUUAAUGGCAGCAACCCAGUGUUCUGUGGUGGGAGAAGUACUUGGGAGCCUGAGAUACCAAAAUGUAUCAGAGGUUUCAAGCCCACUCAUCCACCCAAACCCCCAGUCUCAAAGUAUCCAGGCUAUCCCGAGCCCAACGACCCAAUAUCACUUGAAGACUUUGAGGAAUUAGAUGCAGGCAUCAUUGCUGUGAUUGUUCUUACCAUUCUUGUUGGCCUUGCGGUACUUUGCACCUGCCUGUAUAGAUGUUUUCAAAGGGAGAAGAAAGGAUGGCAACAUAAGAGAAUCCUGAACUCACCUCCUCUCAUACACACGGAAUCUACGGCUACAUACAGAACAGUUCCCUCUGAAAGGAAUCUGAAAACUCACUUGAUGGACUCCUACACAUUGGGUGGAUAAAAAACCCCCAUCAAGGGGCACUUGGCUGGCUCAGUCAGUGGAACGUCUGACUCUUGAUCUUGGGGUUGUGGA
Molecule: messenger RNA, 1382 nt
Organism: Ailuropoda melanoleuca (giant panda)
Lineage: Eukaryota; Metazoa; Chordata; Mammalia; Carnivora; Ursidae
Product: membrane cofactor protein
Exons: 11
Coding region: 120-1310 (396 amino acids)
Cellular component (GO): cell surface
Source: RefSeq, a predicted model, not a curated record